Messenger RNA from Branchiostoma floridae (Florida lancelet), 1569 nucleotides. RefSeq lists its product as uncharacterized. NCBI's taxonomy places the organism in Eukaryota, Metazoa, Chordata, Leptocardii, Amphioxiformes, Branchiostomatidae. The transcript is spliced from 2 exons. Gene Ontology annotation, biological process: intracellular protein transport. The record is from RefSeq and is a predicted model, not a curated record. The coding region runs from base 16 to 525 and encodes 169 amino acids.
GUACACAGCUCUGGGAUGGUACCCAGGCUACUCCUACCAUGGACUAAGUCCCUUUUUUCCCCCGACAGAAUCGUGCGAGAGCCUGAGAUCCUCUCCGACCCAAUGCUGCACCUGUUCCUACAAACACAACUUCCUCCCAAGGAAAUCGUCCGAGUGAAGAAGGGGGAAACGGGCAAGUCUGUGGUGGACACCAUCUUAGGAGCGGAGGAAAACCAACUGGACGCAUCAAGUGAUUCUUCAGCCUCCAGCGGCUUUGUGGAGGUCAGUGACAGCGACUCUUGUGGAAGCGGUUACCUAGUGAUUGGUCCCCAUGGCAACAUCCAAGACGUGUCCGACACCGAUGACGAAGACUGCAUCAUUCCGGAGUUGACCAUCGUGAGAAAAAACUCAGACCCGUCACCGUGGAGACACUUGUCCCGGGAGAAACACACUCUGUUUGCCCAUGGGGGAGGACAGAGCUCUGGCAUCAAGCACAAGAUAAAAUGCGUCACAUUCAGUGAUGCGACGACGUCAGUGAGUUUGUGAUCGUCUACCAGAAAACAGAGUUAUUUUGCUACAAAAGAAAACAGAUUUAUAUUGUCUACUACAGUAGUAGGUGGUAUCAAUGGUCGUUCCCUGGUAGAAUAACUGUGUACUUGGCAGGGAAACUGUAUACUACUAUGUCUUGUAGUUAAGAACAUCAUGAAUUAAUCAGUGAAAGAUAAGCAUUCUUAUGCCAAAGUUAUUUUUAAUAUGCUGCAUAGUUUUAAAGGAUACGCUACUUUUCACAGUAUAUUGUAUGAUAUUUAACGUACAAUGUAUUACUUUUUAUGGUAUACUUAACCUUUUAGAGAAAACUUAGCUUGGAGCUGAGGGGAAGGAAUAUCAGGAUAUGACUUCAUCAGCUGGCAAAGACUUUUUUGCAACUUUUUUGUAAGGGUUGAAAUUUCUUGUAAAGAGCCGUUUUUGUUUAAUACAGUAACUGUAAAUUUUAAUGUAAUUAGUAUGUAAAUUUGUACACAAAUGCAGUUUUAGACAGUAGGUAAAAUUCAUGUUAAUGCUACUGAUCAUUUGUUCACUUUCUCGCUCCUGUUUAAAUUAUGUCAAAACAGAACAAGGGGUGCUGCAUAACACAUCUGCAGCAAUCUGAUAGUACCUUAUGUAGAAUUCAACAUUUUCUGAUUGUCAAGACAUUUGUAUAUAUUGUCUAAAAGCCCAUCCAUGAUAUUGAGAAGAUUGAUCAAGAUGAUUCAUUCUGAAGGUAACAAUUAAGGUAAUGGAUAAACAGUGGUAUUCAAAAUGCUGUACACACAAUCAAAGUCAUUUUUCACGUUUUCUUUGUUGCCAGAUUGUAUGCCGAUUUUUGAAGAUAUGUAGACGUUUAAAAAAAUAGAACUGACCUCAGGACACCUACUGUAAGAUCUAAGGUCUUAAAUGUAUCAAAUGUAAUAAAUGCAGUAACCAUGGUAACGUGUUCUUAAAAUGCAGUCCUGACAUUUUUAUCUUCGAUGACUAGGCAGGGGUAGUCAACAUUAAGUUAAGAUCAGUUUUCUGGAAUAAGCAACUGUAUAAAGAUGAAAGUUGUAUUGU